Messenger RNA from Ixodes scapularis (black-legged tick), 3177 nucleotides. RefSeq names its product kelch-like protein diablo (gene dbo). Gene Ontology annotation, molecular function: protein binding. The coding region runs from base 482 to 2266 and encodes 594 amino acids. The record is from RefSeq and is a predicted model, not a curated record. NCBI's taxonomy places the organism in Eukaryota, Metazoa, Arthropoda, Arachnida, Ixodida, Ixodidae. The transcript is spliced from 9 exons.
AGGAAUAAUUUAUGCGCAUGCGCUUGAGAUAUGGAGAAGUUCUUGAUUGAGACAUAUCUCACCAAUCGGAAUGAGGGACAGUGAAGAAGCGUUGAAAAUGUUAGCGAUGUUACGUUGAUGAGUAUGCGGUCUGGCGGUCUGGCUGUCAACAAGCCACCUUUAGCAAUAAGUACAAAACCGUCCUCGCGAUAACUACUACUACUAGCACUACUCGCCGUUGUGCGCACGGAGCAUUUAACGUUUUCAACGAGCGAUCCGUCAGCUGCAUUCGGGUCGUGGAAAUUAUGAGGCGUUGACCCAUUCCUGGUCUUUGCACCUCCUCUGUUCCGUGCGUGAGUUUUUUUGAACCCGGUGCCCUUUAAUCGCGGAAAAGGGAGAUUCAGAUACACCGAGUUCCUUCUGUAACGGACUGCGAAGGCGAUCGGAUGACUGGCAAGACGAUAACAGGCGAGCUUGCUCAGCUAUGUAACUCCCGAGGACUAUGAACGAUAUUCGUUGCUUUCGUAGCACCAUGGGCGAAAUACUGCAUACCGAUUUGGACAGUUCGGCCUCGCCCGCGAGGCUGGAGUAUACGUCCGAGAAACAUUCACGACACACCCUGGAAGCCGUCAACUUGCUCCGGUUGCACCGAGAACUCUGCGACGUCGUGCUCCUGGUGGGCAACCGAAAGAUCUUCGCGCAUCGCAUCGUCCUUUCGGCAUGCAGCCCAUACUUCCACGCCAUGUUCACGGGCGAGCUGGCCGAGAGCCGGCAAACAGAGGUGACGAUCCGGGACAUAGAUGAACACGCCAUGGAGCUGCUGAUGGAUUUUGCGUACACGUCGCACAUUGUGGUGGAAGAGGGCAACGUGCAGAUGUUGCUGCCGGCUGCCUGUCUGCUUCAGAUGGCGGAGAUCCAGGACGUCUGCUGCGAGUUCCUCAAGAGGCAGCUGGACCCCACAAACUGCCUGGGCAUACGGGCCUUCGCCGACACCCACUCGUGCCGAGAACUGCUACGAAUCGCCGACAAGUUCACCCAGCACAACUUCCAGGAGGUGAUGGAGAGCGAGGAGUUCCUACUCCUGCCCGUCAACCAACUGGUGGACAUCAUUUCUAGCGACGAACUGAACGUCCGAAGCGAGGAGCAGGUCUUUUCCGCGGUCAUGUCUUGGGUCAAGUACAACGUCACCGAGCGAAGACAGAAUCUCGGGCAGGUGCUGCAGCACGUGCGGCUGCCUCUGCUCAGCCCCAAGUUCUUGGUGGGCACGGUGGGCUCGGACCUGCUGAUCAAAAGCGACGAGGUGUGUCGAGACCUGGUGGACGAGGCCAAGAACUACCUGCUGCUGCCUCAGGAGCGGCCCCUCAUGCAGGGUCCCCGCACCCGGCCCCGCAAGCCCGUCCGCCGGGGGGAGGUGCUCUUCGCCGUGGGUGGUUGGUGCAGUGGAGAUGCUAUUGCCAGUGUGGAGCGGUAUGAUCCCCAGGCCAACGAAUGGCGCAUGGUGGCACCAAUGAGCAAGCGCCGCUGUGGCGUCGGUGUCGCUGUGCUCAACGACCUCUUGUAUGCGGUCGGAGGUCACGACGGCCAGUCUUACCUCAACAGCAUUGAACGGUACGAUCCCCAGACGAACCAGUGGUCAAGCGACGUGGCCCCAACAAGUUCUUGUCGCACGAGCGUGGGUGUGGCCGUGCUCGACGGCUACCUGUACGCAGUGGGUGGCCAGGACGGAGUUUCUUGCCUCAACUUUGUCGAAAGGUACGACCCCCAGACAAACCGGUGGACCAAGGUGGCGCCAAUGAGCACCAAGCGGCUGGGCGUGGCAGUGGCCGUGCUGGGAAGCUACCUCUACGCCAUGGGGGGCUCCGACGGCACAUCCCCACUCAACACAGUGGAGCGCUACGACCCACGGACCAACCGCUGGAGCUCAAUUGCGUCCAUGGGCACGAGGCGCAAGCAUCUGGGCUGUGCGGUGUACAGCAACAUGAUCUACGCCGUCGGGGGUCGGGACGACACCACCGAGCUGAGCAGCGCCGAGCGUUACAACCCGCAGCUCAACCAGUGGCAGCCCAUCGUGGCCAUGACCUCUCGGCGCUCAGGGGUGGGCCUGGCAGUGGUGAACGGACUGCUGUACGCCGUGGGCGGGUUUGAUGGCACCACUUACCUGAAGACCAUUGAAGUCUAUGACCCGGAACAGAAUCAGUGGAAGCUGUGCGGAAGCAUGAACUACAGGCGCCUCGGCGGCGGGGUGGGAGUGGUCAGGCUCCCGCAGCAUGAGGCACACUACUGGUGAAAAAGUAGGGCUGCAUAUUCCCGUGGGACCUUAUUGUUUUCACGAAACCAUGCACAUUCACAAGGACUCGUGUUCUUAGAUUCUUUCCGCAUCCUCAGCGCGAGUGUUGAACCAACUGGGACAUGUCAUCGGACGCUCAACCACACCAGAUUAAAAGUGGUUUGCAGGUUAAAAGAAAUACCGAGGAUGACCGUGCAUGUCUGCGAUUCUUAAAAAGAUUGUCAAAACCCGGGCAUUUCGGCUGCUAUGCACAAGCUCGUGCUGUAACCAUUAUGAGCACCGUUCCUAUCUAUACUGUUUCCUCGCGUGUGUCGGGGUUUCAUAGAAGCUGCUGUUUUUGUGUGCAUGUAUCCUAUUAGUGUAACACAUUGACCAACCGGUUAGAAGGCGUACGGGCUGAUCCUUCUUUUCACUCUAUUGUACUAUUUCCAAGUUUACAUUGAGGAAAGGCUUCAAUACAAGCUUCACUCAUUGAUGGAUUGAAGAAACUGCCUACGUGUCAAAUAUACCCAUACGCCACUGAUUUUUGUUGCUAGCUCCUGUUUGAACACUUAUCUUACAAAGACCAUUCAUUCCUUGUGAUUCUAGCAAGCCCUGUUUGUAUUGUGUGUGGUAUCUUUCUGUAUAUAUAUAUUGAGGUAAAUACCUUAACUAUAUGUACUAUAGAUGUGCGACUUGCAGUGGUGCGAUGGGUAAUGCAGCAAUAUGCGUCCUAGUUGUACAGAUACUAUACCGGUCCCUUUCUGAGACGCUGUACAUAUGAAGACCAAUCAAAGCACAAAAAUGAAUUUCUCCGAGUGUGUACGACUCCUCCAUGUGCCAAGAAGAAGGAGCAACUCCUUCUCAAACUUGCAAUGGAUUCAUGUACUACUACAGAUUGCCCAAAUAAACUUUUUUUAUGCCUCCGUGAA